AUGAACAAGAGGUCAUUCAAGUAUGCGUGGGUGCUCGACCAGCUGAAGGCUGACCGUGAGAGGGGUAUCAACAUUGAUAUUGCCCUGCGGAAGUUCGAGACCACCAAGUACUACUGCACUGUCAUCGAUGCCCCUGGACACCUUGAUUUCAUCAAGACUCCACCACUGGUUGUUUCUCCUAGGAUGGCUGGACCUAUCAACACGCCCUCCUUGCUUUCACUCUUGGAGUGA
This is a messenger RNA of Triticum turgidum subsp. durum (durum wheat), 231 nucleotides long. The record is from the annotation of a GenBank genome assembly. Lineage: Eukaryota; Viridiplantae; Streptophyta; Magnoliopsida; Poales; Poaceae.